Molecule: messenger RNA, 2280 nt
Organism: Bolinopsis microptera
Lineage: Eukaryota; Metazoa; Ctenophora; Tentaculata; Lobata; Bolinopsidae
Product: radial spoke head protein 4 homolog A-like
Exons: 4
Coding region: 27-1544 (505 amino acids)
Biological process (GO): cilium movement involved in cell motility; cilium assembly; axoneme assembly
Cellular component (GO): axoneme; radial spoke
Source: RefSeq, a predicted model, not a curated record
UAAUUAGCUUGAUUCACUAGAUAGAGAUGGCGUCUCAAGCAAUUAUUGACGAGGCUAAAUCCUUCCUCAAGAAAGAAAGCCCGGACACUAAACGUAAUGUCUACGAUCACUUCUGCUCCAUUCUCCAUAGUGUGCUUGAAGGGAGGACUCAAAAUGCUGUGGACAUUUUCGAAGAUUUGUCUGCUGACAAAAAGGACGAAGCUGAGGGAACCACGCGGGAGAUCGAUGAGCGGGAAGUGUUCGUGGCAAAACUUCAAUCCAGUCUGUUUGAGAAGACGAAUAUCGAGGACGCUGACCCUGAGCCUGAAGAUGAAGUGGAUAUGCCACUUCCAGAUCUGAUGGACAUAUCUUAUUAUUUCGAGCAGGCUGGCGUGGGUCUGGGACGGGAGGAAACUUUCAAGAUUUUCCUAGCUCUGAAGAAUCUUGUGGAUACCCAUACAUUACGGGAUGUGAGGUUCUGGGGAAAGAUAUUUGGAACUGUAAAGAACUAUAUAGUAGCUGAGGUGGAGUAUAGAGAGGGAGAAGAAGAUGAGGAUGUGGAGGAGGAGGAGGUGGAAGAGAAGGUUCAAGAAGAAGAGGAGGAGGAGGAGAAGAGCGAAGAGGAGGAUCUUCCUAAAGCCGAUUACAAACCUCCUCCUAAAAUACCAAGAGAAGAGAACGGAACGGGUUGUAACAAGAAAACUUACUUCGUGUGCAAUGAACCGGGUACAGAGUGGAAAAAACUGCCACCAGUGGAACCAGCAGAGAUUGUGUGCGCAAGACAGAUCAAGAAGUUCUUCACGGGGGAUCUCAACGCACCUGUCAUCAGUUAUCCUCCUUUCCCAGGCCUGGAGAUAAACUAUCUUCGUGCCCAGAUUGCAAGGAUCAGCGCUGGUACUCAUAUAAAGCCUUAUGACUAUUACAAAUUUGAUGAAGAUGACGAUGAAGACAGUGACGGAGAGGGUCGUGACUCAUUCAUAUUGAAUGUUGAGUUUGAACCGUUACCAGUGUAUGAACUGGUAGAUCCUUCCCUCAAUAACUGGGUACAUCACAUGCAUCACAUUCUGCCUCAGGGCAGGUACAAGUGGAUCAAUCCCAUCACUAAGGCUGAUAACGAGGAAUUCGAUGAGGAAGAAGAAGAAGAAGAAAAUGAAGAUCCAGAUGAGCCUCAAAAAGAAGAAGGUCCGCCCUUACUAAACACGAUAAACCAUGAUAGUCUUGUGGACGGCUUUCCUGCCUGGUCCGCUGCCCGAUCUUCAGACCUCAUACGAGCAUACUCUGUAGCUGUUCUUAAAUCCAAUACUUGGCCUGGCGCUUGUACCUUUGGAUUUGAUAAGAAGUUUGAGAAUAUUUAUAUUGGGUUCGGACAUAAGUACAGUUCGGAGAAUUACAGUCCACCCCCACCACCACCAGUAUUUGAGGAAUACACGACUGACUUAGAGGUAACUGAAGUCCCAGAUCCAACUGUAGCAGACGAACAAGCACUUCUUGCGAUGCAGCAAGAGCAACUCGAACGUGAAGCUGAAGAAGCAGAAAUGGAAGAUGAUGAAGAGGAUGACGAUUAAAUCCAAACCCCUAUCCACAAUUUCCCGUUUAUAAUACGCUUUGUGGAUAAGCAGUUGAGCGCGCCACUUUCAAACGGUUCACUGAAAAAUAUACGUUUUUUGUUACGCGCGAAGCUUAAACUGUGAUAAAAGUGCGGCUUUUCUGCAAUCGCGCGCUGCGAAAUUAGCAGAUUUCCAUAGCAACCGUAACUAUAUGCGUCUCCUGCAAAACACUGAUAAAAUGAGCGUUUGUAUUCGUUCGCUGAUUCCGAUAGCUUAUUGCAUGUAGCAUGUUCAUUGUUCAGUAUACAUCACACAUCACUGUGAUCUUCUAUUAAACCCUUAACUUUCUGGUUUGGCAUUUUUGGGUGGUAUCUUAACAUUUCCCCUUAUCGACUGCAGCUGACGCACAAUUAUUGCCAAUAUUUCGUAAAUUAUAUAAGUGGCAUUGCCGUAAUUCUAGUAAUUCUAGGUUCGAUAAAUUUUGGGAUGUGUUAUUCAGUUUUUGACAAACAAAUGCAGUGAAUAUGUAGAUAAUGUAUUAUAUUUUCGUUAGGAGAAACUUUUCUAGAUUAACAACUUCUGGGGACAGAGUUUUAUAUAUUUCUAAAAUUUGACAAAGGCGUUUUCUGACAAUAUUUUUGUUGAGGGCUAUUCAUAUUACACAGGGUAUUUGACUUUGUCAUCAGACUCAUUGUUAUUUUGUGUACAUAACAUCAUUUUAUUUAUUGUUUUUCUAAACAUUCCCCAUUGUAAA